Messenger RNA from Pochonia chlamydosporia 170, 2046 nucleotides. RefSeq names its product transcription factor. The record is from RefSeq and is a predicted model, not a curated record. Lineage: Eukaryota; Fungi; Ascomycota; Sordariomycetes; Hypocreales; Clavicipitaceae. Gene Ontology annotation, biological process: DNA-templated transcription; positive regulation of transcription by RNA polymerase II. Bases 1 to 2046 code for a protein of 681 amino acids. The transcript is spliced from 5 exons. Gene Ontology annotation, molecular function: sequence-specific DNA binding; zinc ion binding; DNA-binding transcription factor activity, RNA polymerase II-specific.
AUGCGUUUUGGCAUCCGUACCUUGCGAGGCAUCAGUGAAGAGCGCGGAUCGUCGCCUCGUGCGGUCAAGGAACUGAGAGAUGAAAACGCAGACUUGAAGAGACAAAUCGCCAGUCUUCAGAGGGAGUUGGGAUUGCAACACGGGACGGGUGAAAGUGAAGGAUACACUCGCACCUUCGUCGGGGCUUCCGGGGGCUCAUCACUGACUUCCACUUCAUCAUGCGUGUUGCCUCUGCCACCGCUGUUUACAACUAACCAUUACCCAAUUCUCUCCCGGCAUUCACGUUUACAGGCCCUAUCAAGCCUUGUUUUUACAAGUUUCGGACUCCAGACCUACGACCCCGCCGAUGAGCUCGAUGAUCAGGAUCAGGACCUGGACCAGGAUGAGACGCCCUCGACCAGACCGACAAACCGGCUAGCUGGCCAUGAAGUAUUCACGACGACCAAUUUCGAAGCCAUACCAAGCUUGGAAGAAACCUGCGGCAUCAUAAGGUCACUCCUCGAAUCGGCUAAACAUGGUCCUAGCAAUCUGGACAAGAUCAUUGAACAGACACAGCUUGAGGAAGAUUGUCGCUUGGUGUAUGGUCCCAACGGGCUCCUGGCUCCUGAGUUUGCGAAAAAUCGAUUUCGAUGCUUCAUCACAGUGUACCUGGCAAUGUGCAUGACCGCGGCCGUCAAUGGUGAAGACAUCACAGCAGAUGCUCGUGCAAUGGCCUGUCGCUCUGUUGGCAUGAGAGAGCUGCCGUCGGUGAUAUCAAGGGAGGACCUGGUCUGUGUUGAGGCCUUGACGCUUCUCUGCGAACUGGCCAUCCACGAGCCCAACGGCUCAAGCCUGUGGCAGUUGGUUGGCUUGACCGGACGGACCGCCGUUGCCAUCAAUCUUCAUCGCCGCGAUGAUAUCUACAUGCCAACGACAUAUCCUUCUUGGCCUGCUUGCGACGAGGAUCUUUCCGUAGUAUCUGCGCGAAAUCGACGACGUAAAGACUUAUUUUGGGCGUUUUACAGCCUAGAUAGGCUGACCAUGUUCACGCUGAACCGCCCAGCGUCUAUCAAAGACGAGGACAUUGACGUUGAUUUACCCCCAUUGACUAUGUGGCCGGAGGGUAAAUAUGCCACUGCUUCAAGCGAGGCACUUUGGGUUCAUCACCUCCAAGCCAGGAGACUCUACGGCCAGAUCCAAGGCUCGCUAUAUGCGGCGUCGAAGUCAGGUGAACGCGAUUCAGCCUCUCAACCAGAGGAAAUAGUAGCUCGAUAUGUUCAUCAAGUGCAGCAAUGGUACAUGUGGAGUAGAUUCAAUGCCACUGUUGUGCCGUUCUCAGACGACAGCGUCAAGAGACAUUUACUCGACGACAUACAAUACCACCAAAUAAUGAUGGCUCUUCAUCAGCCUUCGCCGCUCAUUCCCAGAGUUUCAUCCACUUUCAUAGCCACGCUCAAGAGAUCGGCCAGCCUUUCUGUCAACCUCUUCCACCAUUCAGCCUCAAGGAAACAACUCAACGUGCACUGGGUCAACUUGUAUCACUUCUUCACCUCGUGCGCUAUACUCAUCUACUGCUUUCGCGAACACCAGAUUCGACCUGAUCUUGUAGCCGUACCGGAUGAUGAAGUGGCAGAGGCGGUGGCUCGAUGUCAACAGACACUGCACCUGUUUCGGGGAGCCAGUACAUUCCUUGUUGAGCGAUAUGGGGCGAUUCUUUCCAGGAUCAUUCAAGCUUUCGAGUUACAGAAGCAGCAGCAGCCAGAAAAUCCCACAGAAGAAACCAGGUCGCCGUCUGAUGACAUUGAGCCACCCACUGGUCAAUCUCAACCUGAUUCGGGCCAAGGCUCGGCGUUUGAUAUCGACAUGAUAAUGAAUGGCCUUCUUCGGGAAGGACAGUUUCCAAAUAUAACAUCCUCGCCGACCUUUGCUGAGCAAGGCAUGUCGAGCGAGCUGGCGAGCUUUAUGCUUCCCGAUGCGUGGACAGCUGCGCCAAGUCACCACCCAAAGAACUCGAGCAUGGAAGCACAACCACAGAGCGACAUUGAUGGAAACAUUGGAUCAGUGUAG